This is a messenger RNA of Prorocentrum cordatum, 2123 nucleotides long. The record is from the annotation of a GenBank genome assembly. NCBI's taxonomy places the organism in Eukaryota, Dinophyceae, Prorocentrales, Prorocentraceae.
AGACAUUUUCAGUCGAGCUGGAUUCGGCCGCGCAUGGCCGUAGCUCGGAGGGCACAUGGUUGCCAUCGGUCCUGGCAUGAAGGGCAAAGGCUGCAAAGGUCGCAGUGCUGCACCAACCUACGAACUCGGUGCGAGCUUGGAUCAGACGAAGCAUAACACGGAGGAAUCCGCCGAAGGUUGCAAAAAGACACGUUUCUUGGAGUGUCCGAUGCUAGAGAAGACAGUUCAACAGUGCGACCGUGUUCGCAAAAUCAUGGAAGAGGUGAUGGUCCACUAUGGCGCCACUUUCUCCGUGCUCACAUGGAGGGCCAACGGUGAGUUGCACCUCAAAGCUAGCCACUUGUCGGAGGUCGUCACUGUUCCACAGUCGCCCGGACAUACUUGCUACCAGUUGUUCAACCACAUCAUCGAUCGUGACUUGCCGAUUAUCGUCUAUGAUGUCAGAGGGCACGAAACAUAUGGCAGGAUUUCGCUGCCAGAUUUCGCCAGAAACAUACGCUUCUAUGUUGGCUGUCCCCUCAUUACUCAUGCAUCAACGUACAUUGGUACGCUGUGUGUUGUGGAUUGCUCCCGUCCGCGUGCCGAGUUCUCUUUGCGAGAUGUGCGGAUCCUUCAGGAAAAGGCAAGAGAGCUCGUGACAGCCGCGGAAGAGCACAAUUCAUCUGCACCGUCAUCGGGCGAUCCUGGCGUUGGCCUGAUCAGCAAGAUGUCUGGCGCUGACAUGUCGUCUCUUCCAACAGAUGCGAUCGUACAAAGCAGUGGCUCUUCAUCCGAUGACAAGUUCGUGUCAUAGCGUCCGUGUGCACUCGAUCGCCAGCGUGUGCGAUUACUAAUUUGUUGUCCUAUGUUUUCCUGUGCGAAUCAUCGACGUAGCUGGCGACCAGUCCCAGGCAAGCGGAUAGACGAGUCUCAUGCAAGUGGAUAGCACAUAGUUAGUAUCUCCAUGGCACUGUUGGUCUUCUCGCCCAUUCCAGCGGAGGGCGCGACUGCACAAUUUCUUUCGCGACAUUUUUACAGCUCAUACUUCGCGCGGCAAGGCCAUGAUUUUGUCUGCUGCAAAUCGUUAAGGUCCAGCAACGACUGGUUUGUUCAGAAUGAUCCUAGUCCUGGUGCCAGCGCAUGGCUUGCUUCCAAGAGGGUCCUAGUCCCUAAUGCUUGGCUUCGACCGAUACAUGAUGUGGGAUACUUAAUGCAGUCGAUCGCUCUCUUCAGGAGGCUGGAUUUCAUUGUUUAAACGUUCGAUCGCAGCCAAGCCGUUUUUUUGCGCAGACGUUUACCAUUGCGCUUUCUUAUCAAACGACUCAGAUCUCGUGGUGGACACCCACGUCCACAUUGUUUGAACUGGGUGUUUGAGCAAGGUUUGCUCAUAACAUCCGCUGGGGGGAAGCAGCAGCCAAUAUGUUUGUGAUCAUUGCCCGGUCAACCUGUUCGUGAUCACUGCUCGAACGUACGGCCCCACACAAUUUUGGGAGACUUGCGGGAGUCGAGGGCGAAUGGCGCCUGCAUGCCAGCCAUAUCGGUCGGUGCCCGGAGAGCACGUGCUUGUGAGGACAGCGCCAAGCUUCCCGGCUCAGCCAAUGCAGCAGACUGCAGGUUUUGAGCGGAUCCCAUCGCAGCGGGGCCAUUCAUCUGGGGAGUGGCGGAAGCAUAGGGGGCAUACAGGCCUCCCGCCGCGCGCCCCGUCCAGUACAGCCGUGGAUCCUGGCCGCGCCGCUCAUCCUUCCCGGAUCCUCGCCACAUCUAGCACCUUCGUUUCACGCGGAGUCUGCCGGCUCGCACGCGCGUCUCGCUGAUUGAUUCCGCCCAGAGUGGUGCAGCGCGAGCACGCGGGUGGAAGUUGGCUGUCAGAGGCUGGAGAGGAUACUAAAGGCAUUCGUCUGUUCUCCUCGUUUCGUAUUGCUCACGCACCGUUCGUCUGGUGCAAGUCGCUACCUGACUGGACCUCUUUUCAACGCCAGAGUCGCUGUGCACUCGUCGGAUCUUUCCCAGAGGCUCCAAGACAGACACACACACAGUUCAGGCUCUGGGGCCUCUCGGAUGCCGUUGCCUGUGCCGCUGGCCGCUGGCCAGCCGCCGUCGUCGCUUUCGUUCGGUGCCAUCUCCCCCUCAUCUGGCGGGGGCUG